Molecule: messenger RNA, 11801 nt
Organism: Amoebophrya sp. A25
Lineage: Eukaryota; Dinophyceae; Syndiniales; Amoebophryaceae
Source: the annotation of a GenBank genome assembly
UUGGUCUUCCGCCUGUAUAGUGAGUAUCCAGAUUAUGUUGACGGGAUGAAUACACCAGAUUUUGUUAUAGAAGUUGAGAUGUACUCGACUAGUACGACUAUUAGAUGUACUACUCGACUCAUUAUACUCACGACAUAAACUUAAUGAGAAAUCUGUCUGUCAUUCUAUUUCAACAGGAUCGUCUCGGAGUUCCAAACUAUAGUAGUUGACGGGAAUACUCAACAUAAUAUGUCGACAUCCUGUCUAUAGUGGGUCUCCAGAUUAUAAUCGGGACUCUUUUUGCAGGUCUUGCACUCAUACUCAAUGGGAGGACGAGGAAUGUACCACCUACUUAGUUGUAGUUGUACCACCUAGUAGUAGCUCUUGUUCUUGAGGGGCUCAGAGUAUGAGUACGUUUAAUAUUUUCUUUGUGUUCAUAUGAAGCGCAUUUUAGGUGGCACUGCGGUAAGCGCUUUGAGCACAGUUCCCAAUGGCGAGGCCGAGCCGCGUAAUCUUCCGUCUUCAGUUGGAGGAAAUGUUAAGGCAGGGACCAUUUGUUUAGAGAAGUAUUGAGUCUUUGGCCUUUCUCGGUUCAAAACUCAUAUUAGGGCAGGGACCAACAGAAACAGUCAACAGAGCACCAUCCACGGCGAUUCCUUCCAGGGACCAGAUCAUGAUCGAGAACAUUCUCGGAUGUUUAUUUCGAUUUCCUAGUAAGAGGAAAUAGGUAUAGGAGUACGAGGAGUACUUUGUUUUCAAUAAUCUAUAUCAUAUCGUAUUGAAAAAGGGUAAGAACGGUCGUCGUCAGGAAAUCAUGUUAAAAAAACGCCAAGUAGGUCGUGUUCGUGUAAGAGGAUUCAGAUACAGUUGCCAGGAGCGCAGAUGCAGUAUGAGCGCGGUGCUUCUAGCUCUAAAAAUGGUGGCCGAGGACAGCCCAGCGAUGCUUCUACCUUUGCGCCACCUGUGUGCGAGGGACUGGGGAGCAGUAUGCUUCCGAAGCAGGAACAGCUAGGGACGCUUCACCCGGAUACCAUCGUGCAAAUUGAGCUUGGUAUGUACGGCGCCACUGAUUGAGAACAAGGGUUAUACAGGGGUAGGACACUACGUCGGGCUGCAUAGCGGUGUCCUUGAUGUAGCAGACAUCGCACGCUUAGGGAGUACUAUAACGGGGUAUGAGUAAUGUCGUCCAGAGGUGUUUUUAAUGUUCUUUUUUAUAGCUCUUCGUGUAUCCAGGGGGCAAAAAGAAAAACAAGUACUUACUUCCAGGUAAGGGGCAACGCAAACGUAUCAUAGUUCCUUGGAACCCGAACCGACGACAUAAUUGAUAAUUCACUACUUGUUGGUAUUCUUGGUAAAAAGUAUGCACCACGAGCGAUCUCAUUCUCAAUCAGUCGUGACAUCGCCAUUCAUCCCAAGUGUUUCGCAUAUGCAGUGAUGUUCAACCUGGCAAGGGUCGGGUGGCUUCAGCCGCUUUGUCGGCUGUCGCCGUCAGGAGUCUACGAAACGAUACUUUUCGGAGCCAUGGGAAAUUAUGGCAACAUCAGUCUAGUCUACUUGUUAGAGAGUCGUCUUCUGUUAUCAACCGGAACCGGCUCUAACCGGAACCGCUAUUAUACCUUAGGUAAGGAGGUUGAGAAGUCUCUUCAUCCAGCCUAUGUAUUAUUCUUCUGUGGUCCUGAUGGUCAGUGUAAUACGGCUCCUUAGGUAGUGUAGCUUUAGCUAGAACUAGAACACGGAGCGAACGCAUGACGUGGCCAGCGUUUAAUCUUGGGCGAGUAAAAAAACUGCUCUUAUUACUCGGAGUUCAUCAUCUUUGAUCGCUCAACAAGUCAAUCAUGCGGAAAAAUAUGUCCACCUGAUGAAAAUCUCGCGCCGUGUCACCGCUACAUAGCCCUAGCGAGUGCGCCCCAUGCAGUCUGCUCCACCCAUUCACCUUACACCAACUUGCGUAGAAUUCAUUGCCCCCUCCCCUCCUCUCGGUAUCCCCAGGUACAGGGUCCCGCCCGCUACCAUGAGGGAUUUAGUAGCCAGGUGCAUCAGCAGGACGGAAGAAUGGGGGCCGGUGGGCUACAGGAUAGCCAUGGAUCCGACUCUCGCUCCUUGUCAACGGUAGGCGGACGCGCGCCCUGAUUAGGGCGUGGCCACUGCCGGGCGGCUUUCCCCACAGUGGCAUCCGCGGGUGUCAAGUGGGCGAGGCCUGUGGUCGCGCUGUUCAGUUCGCCGCAAGGUGCCGCCGCGCUGACCAGGAUGAAAGAAUGAAUGAAAAUGAAUAGAUAAGUACAAUAUAAUUAUCCAAAAAUAUGUGGAUAAGAACCUAACCAACGAACAGCUCCUACACUCAUCAUCAGGCUCAAAUCGAGGUCAAUAUUGACCAUGACUAAGGAAAAAGACGCUCUGUUUUGGUGGAUGACCGCUUGAUUCUCUCUCCUGUGGGCGGUAUGGAUAUCAUGUGGAGAUAUAAGCUUAAGUUAAGGCUACCGCUGCCGCAUCCUUAAAUAACUUCAUCAUCCUUGGCUUCUUUUUCAAGGGCGAAGUAGAGGGCUCACGAAUGAGCUCGAGGAUGCGACGCGGUAGCUCUAAUUACGGGCUUGUAUGGACAGUAUAUGCUAUCACCAGUGCUUGACACCUCACCAACAUUAUGGCCUUCACCUUCACCGAAGUGAGAUUAUAUCCCUUCUGCUUCUUCGAAGUGGUUAAAUGACAAUUACCGUAGCAAGUCUAGUAAGAAGUGAGAUUAAUAUUUAUAUGUAUAUCAAGGACAAUCAAUGCUUUUUAGGACAACUUGGCAGGAUGUAGGUUAACAAAAUUGACACGAAUCGCAUUCAACUAAGGACAAACAUCAAAAAUGAAGGCCUCUCUGUCAAUUCUGACUUUCCACUGCUGUGCAGAAGCUCUGAGUUCUAGGCUCCGUGUGUUUUCUUUCCGUUGUUAAAAGAAUUUCAUUUCCUUUGGUCUUCCUCGGUCUAUCUCAUUAUAUGUAUAUCUUUUACCUACAUCACCUUCACCGUAUGUAGUUGUAAAUCUAAGAAGUCCAAAUAAUGCGGUCGUGUGGUCCUCUAGUACUUUUUAAUACCGUAUUAAAAUCUUAAAUCAAUCUCUAUUCUAAGUAUCGGCAGCUUGUGGGUGGACAGCAUUUAUUGUUGAUUAUGAACAUGAAUAGCGGCUUAGCACUGCCGUUGUAUGUAAUCUUCGUAAUUGAUCAGUAGUCUUGGAAGGAAAGGAAAAACAAAAUGUCUUGGUAAAUUGUAAAAUAAAAACACUCUAACACAAGUGGAGUUGCAGCUGAAAGGGUACACGAAAAUGAUUGGUUCAUACGUCUCUACCAAUAAAGGAGGAGACCCAAGGGUUGCGGGACUCACACUCGCUGGACCAUUCUUAAGGCCCUCUAACAGUCGCUGAUGAUGAAAAAAAGUAGAUAAUUAAAAUUAUCCAUCUACUUCUAUGUUGUCAUUAUGUUGGAGUAUCUCUAUGUACGGAGUCGCUCCUCCUGUCGCUCCGAGGAGGAGAUCCUCUUCUUGAGUGGAGGUUCUCGUCUUGUUAUUUGGUAACCUAAAUUCGGUCACAGGAGAUGGCGCUUUCUUCUUGUUUUCUCGUUUUUUCGCAUCAAAGAACUGAGACAACCACAACUACCGAAAUUUAUUCCUAUAAGAUUUAUAAGAUAAUAACUAACUAACUGACUAACUAACUGACUAACGAAAUUUUUAUAAACCAGCAGAAAAAUCUUUUUCUGAAUUAUAGUACAUCACUUCUAACAUUGAGUCCCUCGCGGCCGGACACGCCCGUGGUCGACACUGGUUGGGAGCUAAUGUUUGAUCCUAGAACCAAGUACGCACAAUCUGUGACUUACCGCAAAACCAAAUCUGAUAGUCGACAGUUGGACGUAAAGGAAUUUAAGGUUUACCAAAUUGCAUCCCGCACUCGAAUCCUUGUCUCUUUUUCUACUUGAAAAAGGCGCCGAGGAUGUUCUCAGGAAUACAAUUCUCUAACGACUUGAUGGACCAGUUCGAUGUGAAGCAAGCUGAGAUGUUAAAUGUGGAAGGGUACAUGAAUUUAAGGAGCUCUGUUCUUACUAGCUUUAAUAAUAUCCAUCUUAUUUGUUUCUACUCACCAGGAGCAUCUCGAUGAUGAUACAACACAUCGUACACAUUUUGAUGGUACGAGCGCCCGAGGGCGUACCACGUGCGAGGCGAUCGGGUCGCGCGCGAAAGAAUAAUAAUAAUAAUAAUGAUUUUGAAGUUUCCCUUGUAUUCUUUUCAGCAUCUCAGUGAUAUUACUUAUACACCUUUUGUUUCCCUUGUAUGUUGAUUCAUAAUACUUAAUUUUUUCAUGGGAAAGUAAGUAGGUCGUGCUGGUGGACGAGCCCACCCCCACCUCAUCACAUGUUCUUUUUGUUUUCGCUGGGUCAUCUUCGUUAUCUAACGGAAGAAGAGCAAAAUCCGAAUCCAUCGCAGUGUGAGAUCUUCGCGGGAUGGGUAGGGAGAGUCGUGCAUCUUGUGGUCUCACGUUUCCGUCAGCAGUAUCGCAAGAUGCUGCGAGAAGGUAGCUCGAAGACUGCCAGCAUUGCAAACGUCGUUAAGGGUCGUUUCCGAAUUAGAACAGUCGUACACUGCCAAUAAUGCUUCUCCUCAAUCCCGGGUUCCGGCACGUGGCUGCGGUGGGGACCCCCUGAGCCUGAAUCUAGUGUGCUGACUUGCUCUCGGGGCCUGGCUGCGUCGGGUUGCGCCUUAGUUGUUCUACAGGGGUCGAGUGUGCGGCUCUUCCGCGGAUAGGUGUAGACUUGUUGGCCGAAUGUGCGGCCUUUUGCGCCCCCAGUAUGUAACUGUUUAAUUAUUUAAUUUACUAGAAAUGUUGUAUAUAUUUAUAGUUAUAUGGUUGAUUAAAAGAUGGGCGGUGGCAUAUAGUCCGAACGAAAAAAAAAAGUACUUCUACCUCUCUUGGCGAGGAACCUGGAGAGGACCCGAAUCGAAUCGAACCACCCUGGCUCUUUUCGUAGUAGAAAAGAAGCCAGCUUUGUUCAAUAUGUUCUGAGGAGAGGAAACUACAUUCCGUAACCUGCUCUAACAUCGUGUGCUCACUCUCCUCUCUGAAGGCACACACCGUCUCGUCGGAAAUGAAAGUGAAAGAAGCUGCCGAAUAUCUGCUCGCGCAAGGAAAACGUGAGAAGUGGGAUGAACGUGAAUUCGAACGUAAGGGAAUGGGAGGACAGGUUCUGAAACAAAACUACCAGGGCUGCGAAGACUGGCUUGUAUGAGGCCACUCAUUGAGAAUCCAAGUUACAGUGGAAUGUCAAGUCAGGCUUGGCAGAUGAACAUGACUAGUACUUGUACUAGUCGCAGCAGCAUGAGCAUCAUCUUGUUUUCCUUUUCCAGGCGACGAAGAUGACGAAGGUAAAGGGGGAACGACCUUCCCCCAUCGGCAUUCUCAAUGAGUGGAAGCAUUCUUCAUGGUUCUGGCUGCGGUUUCUGAGGGAGCAAAAGUUUUUGGCCAUUUUAUGACACCACGAAAAAGCGUUCCUGGAGAUUUUGUACUCAUCAUGAUCCACCUUGAUGUCCUCAAGAAACUAGGCUACUUGGAGGUCUAAUUACUAGGAAAGAAAGUGCCUCGUUUCUACUGGAGUAUGUAAGUUGAGUACACUUUUUCCUUCCACAUAUAUCGGACGAAAAUCACCAAGUCUUCAGCAGCAACUCAUUCAUGCAGAGUCGCGCCAUGAUGUUGAUGAAUCAGACAGCGACAGCGAGCAGUACGAAAACGAAUAGUUUCUACUUUGAGUUAAGGCUUCCCCUAAUCCAUCUCCAGAAGUAGCAUCUUCAGGCUGCCUUAUAAUCAGUGGAGAACGGCUUCACGAUGCGUAGAGUUCCAAGAUGGACUAGGGUAAGCUCUAACUGAAGCAAGUCCAGCCGGUUGGUCAUUCUUUGAACUUUCAGAACAUCUCAAUGCGGGUGAAAACUGUUUAUGGAGGCUCAGAACGGAUGGGAGGAGCACUUGUUCAUCUUAAAGAGAAGCACGACAGAAUCAGAACAAUACCGAUAUUUGUUCUCACCUCGUGUUAAUGUUUUUCCUAGGAGGUAUGAUACAUAGGUGGUAGGCCUGAUUCAUCAUAUCUUCUGUGCGGCGGGCGUUCUGUGCCCGUGCUUUGUCUUUAGGAUUCAGCCGCUCUUUUUGUUUGCUCUUAUUUCCCUGUGGUUGUGCCGUUAUCAAGGAGGGGCCGCCCCUUGGGUGGCCCCGGUUUCUUGUAAUCACAUAUCUCCUGUGCGAACAUAAUCAUAGUGCUUAUGUCCUCUUUGCUCUAACCUCUAUGGGCGUCACGUGUAGUUCGUUUCCAGAAGACGAUGCUGAAGAUGCUGGCCCUCACGGCGACGACAAGAGUGCUGAUCAUUACGAAGAUGAUGGUGACCACGUGGGUCGUGAAGAGGAUGGGCAGGGGCAUCAAGACGAGAUCGGCCAGCAGGGACCUGCAGAGGGGGGCCAGAUGAUUACGGAGCAGGACGAGCAGGCGCCGCCUGCCGAACCUGAGCAGGACGCGCAAGAGCAUAUCAACAAGGAGAUCGAGGAAGCGAAAAAGGCUGCGGAAAUGAAUUACGGAGGUUGGAAUGGCUCUUCCUUGAUAUCCUUGAUUGAUCAUUCAAAAAGUCUAGACCUCUCACCAUUCUUUGUCAAAAGUGUAGGUACGGGGUGACCAGAUACUCCUCACCGCACAUCUACUCCUGUCGACUUUGUAUUUUCCUAAGUACUACUACCACUAGCACUAGGUCCUCAUCCUCUAAGGCAAAAAGGACGCAACAUCAGAAACUCGUGGUCCAGGACACAAGGAGCCCAAAACGAACAAGGCAUCGAUGAACGAAGCUCAAUGGCGUGAGAAGAUCCGAAGCGAGGCCAUUGGUUGCAGAACAGAGCAUACUAUGACGCACUGUUUCUUUCUCAUACUUGCAAAUAUAUGAUGAAGUCUUUUGUUCACAAGAAGGAGGUGCCGCGGGCGGCCAUCCACUGCAUUGAAAAGUUACUCUUAUUUCUUUCAACUUCUAAAAAAGAUGCCGCGCAACAACCUUCCCUUCUAGCACUGUACUGAAUAUAAAUGAACUACUCUUUCUUUCAAGAACGACCUCUAAGUCGAAACAAGGCGAGGCUCAUGCCCUGUGUCCAUGCUUGAUGGAGCCGGCGAACGCGGAUUGGAUGUCCCUUUGUGUCCUCAUCUACGUGGACUCAACAACCGGCAACGUGGGCAAGUUUGAUCUAACUUUAAGGUCAGCUGUGUUUAUCCAUCUUUCUCGGCAGCACCUUGGUACCCUGUACCCUUGUAUUUCAUCAUGGGAAACAACGGGUCGAGGUGAAGGGGCCGACGAGAUGAAUAAAAGCCGACGCAGCUAAUAACUUCUGGCGGAGGCGGUCUGGUGUCGAUAGCCAAGAAGACCUAUGUUAGGGCUAUAUCUCUGACGUCCUACUUCACAACCUCAAUCCUUGACUGAUGUUUUUUUAGCCACGAAGAUGAUCUCCAUCUAGAAGAAACAGAAAGUUUCUAUUUCAUCAUUCCCUUUGAUAUAAGAAAGGAUGAUGGAAGAAUUUAUACUGCAGCCUCUUGCUGUUCUACCUACUUAGUAUGUUCUAUAAUCAGAGCUAUUAAUGCAUAUGCAAUUAUACUGCAAGUGCAGCCUCUUUCUGAAGGCUUAGGAAAGCCGCCCUAUCCUAUCCUAUCCUAUCCUAUCCUAUCCUAUCCUAUGCUCUUGUUGUUCAUGUUCUAACUAUGAAAAGAUAAAGACUUCCGUUGGAGAUGCAGCUGCAUCUUCGAAGGCGCUGGAGGAGUCACAAUUUGUACGCAGGUUACUCACGCGCAAGAAAGUGAACAACUUGCAUCCGGUGGCUGGUAAGUACCUAGGCCCUCCGACUUCUGCUAAGAUUAAGGCUUAUAUCAUAGUUUAAUAUUUAUCAACCACAUAAAGAAAAAGCAGCCAGUUCGGCUUUCCCUCAUAACCUAGGUGUGUCUCUUCGUUCAAUACUAUAUAAGUUUCAGGGGUGGAGUUCACCCCCUGUGGAUGGAGCGGCGGUGGCGUCCGCGCGCCGUUUUUUCCGCCUCUGGGGGCGAAAGCCUGAGGCUCCUGGUGGCUCUACCCCAAAGGCGUCCCGACUCUUGGACCCUAUCAGGGAGACGGCCGCCGGGGGAAGAAGGCGGCCGCGGUCGCGCGGCCUGGCCCCUUUGGCCCUCAUCCCCCCAAUUGGUGAGGCGUGCCCGCCUGGGUCUUGUCGGAUACAUGCAGCACGGAGGAAGGGGCCAAGCCUUGCCGCCUGCUGCCCUCGGAGGCCUUCCACCUCCAAAGAAACUCCCCCAGUGAGGAACCCGCACCCUGGAGGCCUGCGACAAUCCAAAGGGGGCCCAGCCUUGCCAUCUUCGGGAGCCGUCCGCCCCCGGCCUUCGGUGCUUCAGCGGCCUCAGGGAUGGGGGCCUUGUAGGGUCCAGGCAAGAAGCGGGACGAAGGGGUCGGAGGUGGGCGCUUGGAGGCCUUCCCGCCUGGCAGUCCCUCGGGAAAAAGGGCCCAGGGCGGGAGGCCCCAAAUUUAGAUCGCGGAGGGGCCUUGGCCGCUUCCCCUGGAGCGUCAUAUAUGUUUAUCAAUAUCUCACUCGCAUUCCCACGACGUGGAAGUGCUGGAGUAGUUGCCUCACUUUCCAAAUCAUCCCACGUGGAAGAGAGUGGAGUCUGCUGAUUGAUCCCCUGUUGGAAUGGCAGGAGAGAUAGUGAACAGCUACAACGAACUUGUCCCUUAGCGUUAAUAAAAGCACAUGCGCAUUUUGGGAAAUGAGGCGGCGGCUGCAGACAGUAGACCUGGAUAAGAAAGUGAGCGGGAGCAACCAUCUUUUUGGCUUGAUGAUGUUAAGGCUUGUUCUUGUGGUCCUGAACAUACUCACACAGACAUAGAUAUUAGUAUUGCAGCUGGCUUAGUGGUUUAGGCGUUGGCUUGUACACUUAUCAGCACCACAAGACCCAUCAUGAAGCACUAAAAUCCUACACGCUAAGUACUGAUCCACUGCUUAAUAAUCGUUUGUCCCGAGUAGUCAGCUAUGAUAAGCAAAAGAUGCUGUCUGAGUCUGUUUCGGCUGUCCUCGUCUUCUCUGUUUCCUCUGGUGUCCUCGUCUUCUUUCAACAAGGUGCGGACUCUUCUGUCGUGAGAGAUCCAAAAUUUAUUUCGAUAGCUCUAUGCAUUUUCUAAUCCCCUGCUCUUUUGUAGUUUUUUCUAGGCUUGCUUUUUUUGUAGUUUUUCUACCUAAGCUUGUGGCUCCACCGAUCCUGAUGGAUUCUAUUCUAAUGGUGGACUUGACAAGUGCGCAGAAAAUAUAUGGGGGCCGCCUGGGUCAUAGCCCUCGUGAACCAAGGGAAAAAAAUGGCUUCCAGAUUUAUCCUGGUCUUAAGGCUCAAACUUCCUUGCCAUUGGUCACUGAAAGUGGUCACUGAGAUCGAAGAAGGCUCCUGUGAGAGAACAACAGGGGAAAACAGUAUAAGGGAAAACAAGUACGUAGAGAGGUACGUACUAGGGAGGUGUGUCUGUGCCGGGUCUUGUCCCUUCAGAAUGAUCAGCGACCAAUGAGUGUCGACCUUUAAUGGUCACGCUAUUGCAGUCGAAUACAUGGGCAUCCUGGCCUUUCCCUUGGACCCUUCCCGAGUGGCUAGUGGACGCUUAGUGGACGUUCUUUUUAUGUUCACAAGAUCAAGAAUGAUAAUGAUGAAAAGCAAAAACAAUAAAGCUUAAUAUUACUUAGGCAGAUUCCCGAGUAGAUUCACAUCGUCAGUAUUACUGUGCUGUAUAUUUACUCGUCCUCACAGUCUGCUCUAGUAGUGCUGCUCCAGCAGAAUUUACUAAAACUACAAUUUGUUUCUUGAUGAAAUCAUCCGCUAUAGUCGUUCAUCACGUUCAUACUUCUUUUCUUCAUGUCCUUCUUUCAUACAUUUGGUUUACGUAGUCGGCAUUCGAGAUCCGAAUUGGGCUAAAUUGAAACCCGAGCAGCUGAGGGGACGCAGGAGGCGGUUUGGUGCUGUCGCAGACCUAAUUUAUGGUCAGCUGCAUUUGGUAAAUACAGAUCAUCGACGCCUGCUAUUAAAUCCUUCACAACCUCCAAAUAUAAAAAAGAGCUAUUGUUGCUGAGGCCACGGUAGAGUGCAUGAAUGAUAAUGAAUAGGCUUCAGCCAUAAGAGAUGAAGAGUCUUUUGAUUAUGGGGGUACAUCUAAGAAAUUCAACAGUUUUCAGAGAAUGCAGACUCCAGCAGUGUAAAGUUCACUCUGGAUACCACAGAUCGAACGUCGAAGGCGAAAGAAUUCUUCGCAGGUAAACAAGCACAAGUUAAGACCAUGGCAAAGGUUACUUCCUAGUAGUUACAUGUUGUAUCAUGUAAAGGAAAACGUUACAACUAUUAAGUAGCCUUCUCUACUUCGUCAUCUGUUCUCUUGCACUACUUAUUCAACUAAAAUUGAAGUCAUCUCUUUUCUCUUGUUCUAAGGAAACCUUUGAAUUAAACGAGUUCUGUAGCCACCAUCCGCAGGAGAAGACUUUUCCUGACCAACUUAACGACCAGAACCAUGCGAAAGCGUACUUGCUGAAUCCCGGAGAAACAGAUGCUCUGCUUGUGAAGGACUUGUCUGCAGAUUGUCUCACACUUAAGGCUACUUGUGCAAGAACUUUGGAGAAGAUGCAUGCCACUAUUGAUUUUUGUCCGUUCCACGUGCGCGUGCACUCUGCUGAGAUGAAGUGGGUAGUUCCCCUUCUAUUCGCCAUUCGUUCCACGUGGAGUACGUGUCGUUGAGUAGCUUUCACCCUCGUCCCUUAGAUGAAGAAAGCCAGGGAUGAAAUCUAAGGGGAAAGAAGAGACAAGUCACUCUAAGGGGAAACAAGAAGAGACAAUCUUAGGGAAAUCGAACGGGAAAGAAGAUGAGAGAGACAAGUAGUUAAUGCUCAGCCAGCACCACGCAUAGAAGUGAUACUUCUCACUCUAGUACAACUAGGGCUAUCUAACUCACCCCUACGCCCAUCACCCUUGCUGUUUGGAAAAGCACAUGAAGCAGACAGCGAAACGGAAAAAACAGCAGGAGUGAAAGGCACUAGUUUCCUAGCUUGGGAUAAUCUUAAGGCUACUUCUGCUUUAGAUAAUUUUUUGUCAACCACGACGUUCUUCUCUUGCUAGUAGCUGUUCUACAUGAUAUUUGUAAAACUAAUAAUUCGUCAUUCACAUCAGUUGUUCUUUAUCUUCGAUGAGGCAUGACUUCUCAUAUCUGAAGGAAAGUAUUAGAAGCAUGAAGAUGUUGGAGUCUCAGAGUACCACGUAAUAUGACUAAGUACCUACCGCCUCGUCGCUUCCCCCUGCUGAACAAGAAGCAGAUACUCAUACUCUACAACUACUUCGAGAAUGCAAUUCUAAUAAUCUUGGCCAAGAAGCGAUAGAAUGGGCACAAGAAUCGGGCGAAAGACCUGGAGCAUUGGGCAUAUCCAUCUCUUUAAGAGUGAGCAAGACUGAACUAGAGCAGAAUCUUCUUAUAGAAGAAGAUCGCUUCUCCUUCUGGUUCUGAGAAGUUGAUGUACUACAACUUUUUAUUCAUGAUUAACUAAGUUCUUCUUGCUGUUGAUUCUUGUUGUUCAUGUUCUACUUGAAAACAGGGGAUGUCGAUGUAGUUGAAGAAGAAUAAAUAUUGAUGCUGUAGCCUUUUCGCUUGUUCUACCAUCUAGUACUUCUUCUAAUCACAUCAAACGUGCUUCCGGAACAAAAUCCGAACAAUCCUGUCUACCCAUUGGGCUUUCAGGGGAGCCGUAUCCUGUGGCAGCAGGACCAACAAUUUCCUACUCAGUAA